AUGGCACUGCCAUCAGAGGAUGGAAACGAGAAACCCAGACAGCAUUCAAGGAAGUCCUCUACGAAGGGAAUUCCUACAUUGAUUCCUCCACUGAUGGCAUUCUUCUUUUGUGAAUAUGAGCAUGUGGCCUGGAUUUGCACUUUAAAUAAGUGGCCUAGUGCGCUCUGUGAUCCAGUCUUUCUCCCCGAUGGUCUACCUGUAAGCACAAUCGCUCGAAAUAUUUCUGCUCACUAUCAACCCUUUCUCAAGGCAGAGAAACCUACUGUCGUUGGAUGCUAUAGAAAACGCUAUUCAGACAACGUCACUGUUUUCUCCUGCGUCUUCGGUAACGGUGGCGGUUACCUUGAGUUCAGAAAUUACGAUUCAAUUCUCUCCAUUCUCAACAACGUCAACACUGUUUUCACAUCUAUUCUGUCUUAUGAAUAA
This is a messenger RNA of Cylicocyclus nassatus, 426 nucleotides long. NCBI's taxonomy places the organism in Eukaryota, Metazoa, Nematoda, Chromadorea, Rhabditida, Strongylidae. The record is from the annotation of a GenBank genome assembly.